Molecule: messenger RNA, 2504 nt
Organism: Balaenoptera ricei (Rice's whale)
Lineage: Eukaryota; Metazoa; Chordata; Mammalia; Artiodactyla; Balaenopteridae
Gene: USP3
Product: ubiquitin specific peptidase 3
Exons: 16
Coding region: 1109-2416 (435 amino acids)
Biological process (GO): protein deubiquitination
Cellular component (GO): cytoplasm
Molecular function (GO): cysteine-type deubiquitinase activity; zinc ion binding
Source: RefSeq, a predicted model, not a curated record
UAGAAGGCUGUUCCUUUAAGACCACGAGCAGGAGGACGGCAGCCGCGUGCACGCUGCGGAGGGGCAUCUUCGGGCGGCUCCUCCGGGCAGGAGGCGGGCGCGGGCUGCCGGCAGCUGGGCUCCUUCUCUCUCUGUGGCUCCGGCGCUGGGGCCGGCGGGGGGGCGCGCACCGGGACUUCGUGCGCGAAGCCGGGGCGCCAGGGCGAGCACGUCUGUUCUUUGGGCUCCUGGCUCCCCGCGGGCUGCUUUUAUGGAGAGACUCAGUCCUAAACACAUGAUGUCACCGGGUGGAGGGUGGCGGGAGAACGCCCUGCCUACGGGAGGUCUGGCGCCCCAGUUCCAAGGGUGUCAGAGGGGGGAAAACUCACACAGAAAUGAACGGAAUGACCAAACUUCUAAAACAUUGAAGCUGAAUAUCAAGCCUCCCCAUCCCACUCCCCAGCAAGCAGCACAUACCUAACCAGCUUAAGACCCCAACUCUGGGAUCCCUCCCUGCCAGAGGCUUCCUGAGGCCUGUGUAACUGAACAUGUUUGGAUUUGCCUUGCCAUCAGCAGAUGAGGCUGCUGUCAGCUAAUAAAUAGCUCAUUACUCAGUGGAUUAAGGUAGAAAGUGGACCUUCAGCGCUCAAAAGAUGGCACCAGGCCAACAAAUGACAUGCCCAGAUGGAAGGCCCCAGGGAGCAGAGCUUCUCUAAAAUGUUGCCAUCUGGAUCAACAGGAGGGCGAGGCUGCUGAGUCAAAGGGCAGAGGAGUGUGGAGGAAAGGAACACCGGAUUCGGUGUCAGGAAGUCUAGACUGAAGGGCCUGCCCCACCACUUACUGGAUGGCCUUGACAGUGAUGCACCCUCCCUGAACUUCAGUAUCCUGGUCGUCUCUAAAGUGCAGAUUGUCAUCCCGGCCACUGGGGCAUUGAGAGAAUUGAUAUAUGGCUGGAACGAGAUAAGUGUGCCGGUCCAACAAAAGCCCCUGGGUCUGUUUGACUUGUUCAAGUGUCCACUGUGGAAGGUAUGUGAAUGGCCAUGCAAAAAAACAUUAUGAAGAUGCACAAAUACCCUUAACCAACCAUAAGAAAUCAGAAAAGCAAGAAAAAGCUCAGCACACAGUGUGUAUGGAUUGCAGUAGCUACAGUACAUACUGUUAUCGCUGUGAUGAUUUUGUGAUUAAUGACACCAAGCUGGGACUGGUACAGAAAGUCAGAGAACACUUACAGAACUUGGAAAACUCAGCUUUCACAGCUGACAGGCAUAGGAAAAGAAAACUUUUGGAAAACUCAUCACUGAACAGCAAGUUACUAAAAGUAAAUGGAAGCACCACUGCCAUUUGUGCCACAGGCCUUCGGAAUUUGGGGAACACGUGUUUCAUGAACGCCAUCCUUCAGUCACUCAGUAACAUUGAGCAGUUUUGCUGUUAUUUCAAAGAACUGCCUGCUGUGGAGUUAAGGAAUGGGAAGACAGCAGGAAGGCGAACGUACCACACCAGGAGCCAGGGGGACAACAAUGUGUCUUUGGUGGAAGAGUUUAGAAAGACACUCUGUGCAUUAUGGCAAGGUAGCCAGACUGCAUUUAGCCCAGAGUCCUUAUUUUAUGUUGUUUGGAAGAUUAUGCCGAAUUUUAGGGGCUAUCAGCAGCAGGACGCUCAUGAGUUCAUGCGCUACCUGUUAGACCACCUGCACUUGGAACUCCAGGGCGGUUUCAACGGUAUUUCCCGCUCAUCAAUUCUGCAAGAGAAUUCUACUCUGUCUGCAAGUAACAAAUGUUGCAUAAAUGGAGCAUCUACAGUUGUCACGGCUAUAUUCGGAGGCAUUCUCCAAAAUGAGGUUAACUGCCUCAUAUGUGGGACAGAAUCUAGAAAGUUUGAUCCAUUCCUAGACCUUUCAUUAGAUAUUCCAAGUCAGUUCAGAAAUAAGCGCUCUAAGAAUCAAGAAAAUGGACCAGUUUGUUCAUUACGAGAUUGUCUUCGCAGUUUUACCGACUUAGAAGAACUUGAUGAGACAGAGUUAUAUAUGUGCCACAAGUGCAAGAAGAAACAAAAGUCCACUAAAAAGUUUUGGAUUCAGAAACUACCCAAGGUGCUAUGCUUACAUUUGAAAAGAUUUCAUUGGACAGCAUAUUUAAGAAACAAAGUUGAUACAUAUGUAGAAUUUCCCCUGCGAGGCCUAGACAUGAAAUGCUACUUACUAGAGCCCGAGAACAGUGGCCCGGAGAACUGCCUCUACGACCUUGCUGCUGUGGUGGUGCACCAUGGUUCCGGGGUCGGUUCUGGACAUUACACAGCAUAUGCAACUCACGAAGGUCGCUGGUUCCAUUUCAAUGACAGUACUGUAACACUGACAGACGAAGACACCGUCGUGAAGGCCAAGGCCUACAUCCUGUUUUAUGUGGAACGCCAGGCCAAAGCUGGGUCGGAUAAACUUUAAUACCUCCUCCAAAUCAUUAUUCGUCAACUAUACCGGACAAACAUUUCCAAUUUUCCAUAAAUACUUGAUCCAAGAUUUAAUUUCAUUA